CCCGCAUCAACCUGCCCCGGUCGGUGGCGGGUAACGUUGAUUCGCCGUUAGUUCGCACAGGUGCGCGUCGACGCGUCCUGUUUUUUUUUUUUUUUUUUGUCAACCGACGAACCCUCCAGAUAGCGGACGAAACGCCCGGUGACUGUAACGUGUCCUCGGACCCCCUGAAAAGCCAACCAGGACCAACGUUACGUUACUUGCGGUAGGGACAACGGCAACAACAACAACAAGAACAAACCACAAACAGCCGAGCUACCGGGUAACGUGUUAACGGUGGUCCCCCGGCACGACAGGUGCUCCGCGGCUUCGGUAUUCGCCUCGCCCCCCCUCCCUGGUUCGUGAUACGGAUGCGCUUUCACUGCUCUGGAAUCGGUGUUUGGGCUCUGCGGGAAGGACGCACCGCGACCCCGGCAGCAACCUGAGAUCUACAGGGGAGGAAAGUUCUACAUCAGGACACCUGCAGGCCCCUUUUCUUCUCCCCCUUCCACACCGCGCGUCCUCUCCAUCCCUCUCCAACCAUCCUCUUUCGCGGUGUAAAUACUGACAUGGCCUCGGCCCCGUCGGAGCAGUCCAGCGUCCUCCAAGAUGAGCUCACCUGCCCGGUGUGCCUGGACUUGUACCGCGACCCCCACCUGCUUCCGUGCGGCCACAACUUCUGCAAAAUCUGCCUGGACCGCCUCAAGCGGCAAGCGGAUCGAGGUCGCUUCCGCUGCCCAGAGUGCCGCGACAGCCACCGGUGCGGCACCAACUUUCAGAAAAACUUCAAGCUUUCCAACAUCGCCGAUGACUACCGGCGCCGGCGCAGAGCGACCGCCGCAGCUUCGAAAUCCAAAGAGCCGGUGCCGUGUCCUCUGUCAGUGCCGCAAGCCCGACGUCCGUUCGCCGUGCCGUGUGACUACUGCCCCUCGGUCGCCGCCGAGGCGUCGGGCAUCAGUGUCGUGGCGGACGGGUCGUCUGCGGCCAGCGUUUCUCAGGAAGGAGGCGACGAGCGGGAAGCCGCUGCUGUGUCCGUGUUCGCCGUCAAGACCUGCCUGAAGUGUGAGGUGUCGAUGUGCCAAGAGCAUGUGAGACCACAUCUGGAGCUGCCGGCGUUCCGCGAGCAUCCGCUGACCGAACCGAGGAACGACCUCUGGAAGAUGAAGUGCCCAGACCACGAUGAGAUCUACAGAUAUUACUGUUUGGAUGACAGGGUGUGCGUGUGCAACGCUUGCAAUAUAGAAGGACAACAUUCAGGACACACAAUCAAGACUCUGAAAAACACAGUGAAAGAUAUAAAGGGCUCGCUGGAUAAGCAGCUGUACAGCAUAGAAAGGAAGUACAGCAUGGCAGAGAAGAAGCUCCAGGAGCAGAAGGAGAAGGAGAGGCAAAACAAGAAGUUCCUGGACGACUCUGAGCAGUGCUUGACCCGGCUGGGCGAGGAGAUGAAGGCCAAAGUACACCGCUUCGUCACCAGAUUGCGAGACUGCGCGCGCACUCAUUUUGACACAAACGGGCCGGCCAUUCAGAAGAACAUCUCCAGGAUCUGCCAGGACCAGGCCCGCCUCCAGGAGGUCCGCUGCGGCAUCGAAGGCCUCCUGCAGGAAAACGACUCUUUCCGCUUCAUUGAGGCAUACAAGACAACAGGAAAACGGUGCCGCAAGCAGCUGAGAAAAAACAUGUUCUACCCGGAGUACGUGGACAUGGAGACCGAGGUUCUGGGUGUGAUGAUGGAAGAAGAGAUGAGGAAGUUCCUCGAUGAAGAACUAGCAAGUCACAUUGUUUCUGCCAUCAAUUCCCUAUGUCCAUUAUCAUCGGGUCAUCUUUCAGAUAUCCAGGAGGAGGAGCAGGAGGAGAAUGAGGAAGAGGCUGCGGACGAUGACGACCUCGAUGACAGCAGCGUGGAGGAAAUGAGGAGCGAUGGGGAGGUGGAGGACGACGAGGACGACGACGACGAGGAGGAAGAGGAGGAGGAGGAGGAGGAAGGCCACAGUGAGCUAACCCUGUAUGAUGAAGAGGAAGAGGAGGAGGAAGACGAAGAAGACGACGAAGAUGAAGAGGAGGAAGAGCAAGAAGUUUAACUGAGUAUUUGUAUACUGCUAUUAAACCACUUUGGCCAGAUGCUUAGGGUUCAACAUCUGUUUUUCGGUGUUGCACUCAUCUAUUUGAAUGUUCAUGUACAGUUCAGGACUCGAGCAGCUGCCACAAUUUGCCUCAAAUCCCCCAACAACACACUGAGAAGACACACUGGAUGAUGACAGAGAUCCGUCAGCUGGAUUUAAAACUGCACUGCGAAGCUGCUGAACUUGAAUACGGUGCAAACCUCUGCAUGUCUUCGAUGCCUCAUUUUCUACCACUUUGCAGAUAGAAAAAAAAAUGGAAUUUGUCUCAGACAACUUUCCAUGUGCAUUUUGUAUAUAGUAGGUGCUAGGAAGAGAGCUUGGGAAGUAGUUUUCUAAGCAUUAGGUAAGGAAAUGUUUGAAUAACUUGACUUUUCCAUCACUAUAGAAAGCCUUUUGAGCUGCAGCCGUAAACAGGCGAACAUAUUGGGACUGUUUUGGAUUGUGGUUAUUGUUUCAUUCAUGCUACAGUUAAACAUGCAAGCCAAAGAGUAUGGAUGUGGGAGAGCGUAUGGAUACUUUAAAAUGUUUGGUUUGCUGGCAUGACAUUAGAAAAUGAAAUGCAAUGUUUUAAAAACAAUGUACAACAUGUUAACAGUCUACAACGGCUACAUGAUGGCUUUGCUUUUCCUAGUUGUGCUUUAAAAGCAGUUCAUACAUUGUUUAAAAAAAGUUCCUAUGCACAGUUCAUACAUUAUUCUUAAUAUCAGUUUCCGGCUGUGAGGAAUUUUGCACUUUACUACAAAAAUGCUAUGUAAAACCCGAAAUAUAUGAAUGUCAACGGUUAAUAUUUGAUUUUGAUACAAUUGAUUUUGUGAGGGGCCAAACUGAAAUAAUAUAAUAAAGCCUGUUGAAAUGUG
Messenger RNA from Gasterosteus aculeatus aculeatus (three-spined stickleback), 2956 nucleotides. Its product is annotated as E3 ubiquitin/ISG15 ligase TRIM25. Lineage: Eukaryota; Metazoa; Chordata; Actinopteri; Perciformes; Gasterosteidae. Gene Ontology annotation, molecular function: zinc ion binding. The record is from RefSeq and is a predicted model, not a curated record.